Molecule: messenger RNA, 511 nt
Organism: Nanorana parkeri
Lineage: Eukaryota; Metazoa; Chordata; Amphibia; Anura; Dicroglossidae
Gene: RGCC
Product: regulator of cell cycle
Exons: 5
Coding region: 31-420 (129 amino acids)
Biological process (GO): regulation of cell cycle
Cellular component (GO): cytoplasm
Molecular function (GO): protein kinase binding; protein kinase activator activity
Source: RefSeq, a predicted model, not a curated record
AUCUUGUCCUGCUUGUAGUGACUCGGAGCUAUGAAGUCCCCUACAGUGAAGACAUCAAGGAGAGCUGCCUUUAUUGAAUACGAUGACGAUUUGAAUGAAGUGUUGUGUGAAUUUGAUGCGGUGUUGGAAGAUUUCUCCUCGCCGUUUAAUAAGAGGCGUUUCUGUUAUGAUGAACACCUGAAGACCAUGAAGAGGAGGAGCAGUGCUAGUAUCAGUGACAGUGGAAUCAGCGACUCAGAAAGUGCAGAUUCGCUUUGCAGAAACAGUUUUAGCUUCAGUGAUGAAAAGCUAAACUCCCCAACCUUGUCUUCUCCAUCACUGUCUUCUCCAACUGAAACACCACGAAAAGCUAAACUUGGAGAUACAAAAGAGUUGGAAGAUUUUAUUGCUGAUCUUGACAGGACACUAGCAAGUAUGUAAAGAACUGUAUAGCUGGUCAGUGUGAUCAGUCUAAGAACACGGAAGGCUGUAAAUCGUCAUGAAGCAGGGUUACAUAAUGCAGGCGUUCCCG